UGUUGCCAACGCUGGCAGCACUGGGAAUUUGAACGGUGAACCGUUCUGCGAUACCCCCCGAUCUUAUCCUACGCGCAGCGAAUGACAUCGACCUUGCGUAGUCUACGUGCGUAACGAUUGUCAGGGGGCAGCAUAGGAUGUCAAAAUGAUAGAAUGGCAAAACUAUGGAGAAAUCUGAAAGUCAUUGUCGUAAGAAUCUCUGAAAAAGUGAAUUUCUAAAUUAGGCAAAAAUUAUUUCUUGAAGUAUUAUUCCACGUUUGAAGCAGAAGUCGGUUUUGCUUUUCACACCGAUUUGAGUUCCUGGCAGUAUAUAUCCGCAUCUGAAUUGUAACCUCCAAGUCGGGCGAAGGCUGAGUUGGCACUUUCAGAAGUUUGCUAACACUCGCCAAUAACGCCAACGGUACAGAUCUAGGUUGUUCAAUUUAGUUCAGGGUGAAAAGAAGGGCGACCAAAUUGUAAGUACAAUGAGUUUGUAUCUAAACCUUUAUUAAUAAAGCUCCAUUUAGCUUUAAGAUAUACGGCACAUCCAAACCAAGUGCGUUUUCUAUAAAGAGGUCCGAAUUCGAAAACCAACAAGCUUAAAGAAUUUGCUUUACAACCGGAGGAGAAGAUGCCAGAAACAGAUCGGUUCGACUGCAAACUCUGCCGGAGGUCAAAUAAUGUGGACGAUAUGGUCUUCUGUGCGGUGUGCCAGGAAUGGUAUCACUACCAAUGCGUGGGAGUAACAUCAGCGGUGGCUAACGAGAGCUGGAUGUGCGCACGAUGUGCAGCUUUGCCGUCGUCUACAAGGAUCGGUGAUCUAUUUGGAAGCGAUCCUGCAUUUCCGGCUACCAUCGUCAACGUCCCACCAGCAAGCAUCGCUGGAUCAUCGUCGAGCGCACCUGUGACUUCGUCCGAGCUUCCGCUCGUAACAAACGCUGGACUACCGCUGGCCACAUCGGCGGCAUCGUUAAUUGUACCGUCGGCUGUACCUCCUGGAGUGGUGCCGCCUGCCGUCGCUGGGCCCUCCGGAUGGGUACCUGCAACGACAACUACGACUAACUAUGGCCAAUCUCUGCUGACGGAACAGGCGCGAGCAAGCCUGCAAUGGGUUCAAGACCAUCGCGCAUUCCUGGAGCAGCAGUUGGAGGAGAGUCAUAGGAAGGAUCUGGAGAGGAAGAAGACACUGCUGGGACAGCUCACGAACAACGCCUUGCAAAGUGUUAUCAGCGGGGCUGCAUCAAACAGCUUCAACGAGCAGCCCGCCGCGAUCGGCGGGGUCGACAAUGUCGGAGGCUGGCUGGGAAGGAUGAUCGGCGAGAUGGAAAAUCUGUCAGUCACACCAGCGAGUGCGGGGCCACAGAUGACAGCAUCCGUUACACCCGUACUCAACAGUUCCACACCGACGACUACGGGUCAUGGUAGUCAGUAUGUAUUCGAACCAUCUCUUUCAUCACUGCUGCUGGGAGUACCCAGUAGUAUGUCGAAGGUUUCCACAGGUUCGGUGUCUGAAGGUCAGUAUAGUACGAUGCCAUCUAUUCCUCUGUAUGGGUACUCGCCACCUGGGGCGGAUUAUUCUCGGCAAAUCAGUGGCUAUCCAAUCCGCAGUCAGGUGUCUUUAAUGAGUUCGGGGAAUGCCAAUCUGACUAACGUUGUAACGGCCUGCCCGACGGUUCCAACAGCAUCAAUUCCGCAGGCACAGAUUUACGGCGGGCUACCAGUGAAUGCAAGUGCAUCCAGAACACAUCCGAAUCCUAUCGUAUCGCAAUCCCCAUGGGCGGGUAUUAUCCAGUGAAUUCGCCUCAAGCACUCCCGUUACAGUACCCAGUAGGUCCAACGCAGCAGCAGUUGUUGGCGAGACAAGUUAUGCCGAGAGAUCUCCCGCCGUUCCGAGGGGAUCCUGAGGAUUGGCCGCUGUUCUUCAGUGCAUACACCAAUUCGACGGCCGCAUGCGGAUACACCAACGUGGAAAAUUUAGCUCGGCUUCAACGAGCGCUGCAAGGUAAAGCAUUCGAUGCAGUGAAAAGCCGUUUGCUUCUUCCAGCGUGCGUCCUUCAAGUCAUGUCCACCCUAUACAUGUUGUACGGAAGACCGGAACUGAUCAUCCAAACAUUAUUGGACAAAGUUCACGAGACUCCUGCGCCAAAGGCGGACAGAUUGGAAACGCUGAUCACCUUCGGCAUGGCGGUUCAAAACCUGUGUGACCAUAUUGAGGCGACUGGGCAAAUGGCACAUCUGUGUAACCCAGUUCUACUGCGGGAACUGGUGGGCAAGAUUCCCGCUCAGCAACGCCUUAACUGGGUGCUGUACAAACAACAGUUUGGUUCCAACAAUGCCAGCCUGACCGCAACGCUGAGCCUGCGCUAGGGUCAACUAGGCGAGCCUCUAGCCAGCAAGACUCGACUCGGUUGGUCGGUCUAUGGUCAUACAACUGAAGGAGAAAAGGUUUCCAACUUCACGCUGCAUGUUUGCGAGUGCCAGCAAGAAUACCAGGGGGACCGGGAUCUUCAUGAUAUUGUCAAGCGACAUUUCACGGUGGAAAGCGCUGGUGUUUCGGCUGACAAGGGACCAGAAUCAGAGGAGGACAAACGUGCCCAUCGCAUUCUUGAGGAGACGACGAAACGCGUUUCAAAUAGGUUUGAGACUGGCCUGUUGUGGCGCCACGACCAUGUUGAAUUUCCAAACAGUUUUCCCAUGGCAAUGCGGCGAUUAGAAUGUUUCGAGCGAAGAAUGAAGAAGGAUCCUGAACUUCAAGCAAGCGUGCAGCAGCAGAUCAACGAAUACUUGGAGAACAACUAUAUCCACGAGGUGACACAGGAGGAAAUGGAAUCCACGGACCCUCGAAGGGUAUGGCACUUGCCGCUAGGUGCCGUGAGAAAUCCUAAGAAGCCAGGAAAAUUCGACUCGUAUGGGACGCUGCGGCGAAAGUAGGUGAUGUUUCGUUCAAUUCCAUGCUCCUCAAAGGACCGGACCUGCUGACCCCUCUCGCUUCUGUGCUGUGCAAGUUUCGCGAACGACCAGUCGCUGUGUGCGGGGAUCUUAAACAGAUGUUCCAUCAGUUCAGAAUUCGCCAGGAAGACACACACAGUCAACGCUUCCUCUACAGAGAGCAUCCAUCGCGUUCGGUCAAGACGUUUGUGAUGGAUGUCGGUACCUUUGGAGCCACAUGUUCCCCCUGCCAGGCCCAAUACAUAAAGAAUCUUAACGCGAAGGAACACGAAGCGGACUUCCCGGAAGCAGCGCAGGCGAUCCAAAAGAAGCACUAUGUCGACGAUUAUCUCGACAGCUUCGACACGGAAGAAAGGGCGAUCAAGGUCGCGCUCGAAGUGAAAGAAGUUCAUGCACGUGGAGGUUUCUGCAUCCGGAAUUGGCAUUCUAACUCGAAUGCACUUCUAAAACGGGUCGGGGAACCCAAAGGAACCCAACCAAAGGCCAUCAGCAUCGAUUCGGAGGGCGAAGCAGAAAGAGUUUUGGGUCUCUUAUGGCUACCAGAAGAAGACGUCAUUGCCUUUGCUAACGAUCAACAGCUGGAUGGAGUUAUACCGACGAAACGAAAUAUCCUGCGAUGUGUCAUGAGCCUGUUUGACUCGCAGGGUAUCCUGUCACAUAUAACGAUCCAGGGACGGAUGAUCAUCCAGGACACCUGGUGCAAUCAGAUCCAAUGGGACGAAGAGGUCGCAGAGGCUAUUCGUAGGCGCUGGCUCCGAUGGACAAAACUGUUCGAUGAUGUCGGCCGGAUGAGGCUUCACAGACCAUACUUUCCUGGUUAUUCCACUGCUGAGGUCGGCUCGAUAGAGCUGCAUGUUUUCACUGACGCAAGUGAGGAAGCAUACGCCUGCGCGGCCUAUUUUCGGGCCACGAUAAUGGGAAAGGUGCGCAUUACGUUGGUGAUGGCCAAGGCGAAAGUAGCGCCAUUGAAAUCACUGUCAAUACCACGUCUUGAAUUGAUGGCAGCCCUUCUCGGAGCUAGACUAGCUGAAGCGGUGAAAGAAUAUCAUACUUUUUCAAUUGACCGCCGUGUGAUGUGGACAGACUCGAAGACAACAUUAGCUUGGAUCCAAUCACAACAUCGCCGCUACCGGCAAUUCGUGGCGUUCCGUGUGGGAGAAAUCCUAGAUAAAACCGAAGCUACCGAAUGGAGAUACGUUCCUACGCAGCAUAACCCAGCCGACGAUGCAACCAAGUGGGGUAAGGGACCCAGCACAGAUAUAACGUCACGUUGGUUUCGCGGGCCCGACUUUCUGUACAGUCCGGAAUCAGAAUGGCCGGAGCAAAGGUCUACGCAGUCUUUAGAAACGGAUGAAGAAUUGCGGCCCUGCAUGGUGCAUCGAGAGAAGCCAGUUGAGGAUGUCUACCAGAUCGACAACUUUUCUAAGUGGGAACGUUUGUUAAGAGCAGCAGCUUACGUCCAUCGAUACAUCGCGAACUGUUACCACAGAAGCAAGAAGCAGGAACUGGUCACGGGAUUCUUACUCCAGGAAGAGCUGCAGAAUGCGGAGAACAGCCUGUGGCGGUCAGUGCAGGCAUCCGUUUACCCGGACGAAGUAGCUGUGCUGAAAUUAGUAGAAGGGGAUCAGAAGAAGCAGAUUGGAAAGACUAACCUAUAAGCUGUCUCCGUUCCUGGAUGAACACGGCGUUAUGCGGGUGGAUAGCCGUAUUGGUGCCGUUCCGUACGUCAUGUACGAUUUCAAAUUUCCCAUCAUCCUGCCGCGCGACCACCACCUGACUAAGCUGAUCAUCGACUGGUAUCACCACCGGUAUCUGCACGCCAAUCACGCCACAGUACUUAACGAAGUUCGUCAGCGGUUCCACGUCUCCAGUCUUCGCACGGUAAUACGACAAGUAAUCAAGGAGUGCCAGACUUGCAAGAUAGCCAAAGCAGCUCCACUACCACCAAGGAUGGCUCCCCUUCCAGCGGCACGCCUAGCGGCCAUGGCACGACCGUUCUCCUACGUCGGGCUGGAUUACUUUGGACCUAUCCAGGUCCGGAUCGGGCGCAGCUGCGUUAAACGUUGGAUGGCCUUGUUUACGUGCCUCACCGUGAGAGCCGUACACCUGGAGGUAGUUCAUUCCCUCUCUACAGAAUCGUGCAAGAUGGCAGUCCGUCGAUUUGUAGCGCGUCGUGGGUCACCCCUUGAGAUUCGCUCAGACAACGGCACAAAUUUUCAGGGAGCCAGCCGCGAGUUAAGGGAUCAGAUUACAGCGAUCGAUCAACAGUUGGCGGAAACCUUUACCAACUCGAACACGAAAUGGAUCUUUAAUCCUCCAUCCGCACCACACUUUGGCGGUUCAUGGGAGCGACUCGUAAGGUCCGUCAAGGUGGCACUCGGCUCAUUGUGCAGCGAAAGGAACCCGGAUGAAGAGACAUUGUUGACGGUCAUUACUGAAGCCGAGUCUAUAGUGAACUCCAGACCGUUAACCAAUAUUCCGUUAGAGAGCGUCGACCAGGAGGCCUUGACGCCAAACCAUUUUAUAUUGUUAAGCUCCAGUGGAAUCACUCAACCUCUUACAGAACUGGCGGAACCGA
Molecule: messenger RNA, 5506 nt
Organism: Aedes albopictus (Asian tiger mosquito)
Lineage: Eukaryota; Metazoa; Arthropoda; Insecta; Diptera; Culicidae
Exons: 3
Coding region: 2931-4586 (551 amino acids)
Source: RefSeq, a predicted model, not a curated record